AUGUUGAGCUACGAAGAGGUCUCGAAACAUAAAACAAAAGACAAUUGCUGGGUUAUUAUUCACGGCAAGGUAUACGAUGUGACACAUUUUCUAAACGAUCAUCCGGGAGGUUCUGCAAUUAUCUUGAAGUACGCAGGAAGAGAUGCUACAAAGGCUUUUGAUCCGGUUCACCCUAGCGAUACUCUUACCAAGUAUCUUCCGGGGGAAUUUCAUCUCGGAGAGGUUGAUCCCACAAGUAAGAAGACUACAAUCACGAAAAAGGAGAGGACGCAGAUGGCUAAAAGCAAUGCAAGAGAUGGGUCUAGCUCUGAGAUCAUCACAAAAGAACGAAACAGUAAUAUGGUUGACGAAUUCGAUGUUGAAUACGACGAGCAAAUCGGGAAAGAGCCUACCAUCUUUGAAGAUGGCGAGACUUUGGAUACCGCUUACAGAUCGUCACAAGCCUCAAAUAUCGCUACUCCACUUGAUGAUCUCGAUGAAGAUGAUGAGCCACUUUCUGAACAUGAGAAGAACAGAAGGAUCAUGGAAGAGAGAAAGCCUCAACUAGGACAAAUGUAUAACCUUCAUGACUUUGAACAUGUUGCGAGAAAUACUAUGGAACUCACAGCGUGGGCAUAUUAUUCGUCGGGCUCGGAUGAUGAGAUUGCAUUGAGAAACAAUCAUUUGGCUUACCAACGGAUACUUUUCAAGCCCAAGAUUCUAGUGGAUGUAACAAACAUCAACCUUCUGACUAAGAUGCUCGGCUGUGAAACAUCGGUACCAUUUUACAUCACAGCCACUGCAUUAGGAAAACUUGGUCAUCCUGAUGGAGAAAAAGUCCUCACCCGUGCAGCUUCACAGCACGGUGUGAUACAGAUGAUACCUACCUUGGCUUCCUGUUCCUUUGAUGAAAUAGUAGAUGAAGCUACUCCGAAGCAGUCGCAAUGGUUUCAGCUUUAUGUGAACUCGGACCGAGAUGUUACGAAAAAACUCGUUCAACAUGCAGAGUUGAGGGGGGUCAAAGGCUUGUUCAUAACAGUGGAUGCGCCUCAGUUAGGGAGGCGGGAGAAGGAUAUGCGAUCGAAAAACAUUCAAGACUUGAGUCAUGUACAAGGCGACGAUGAAGAUGCCGAUCGAUCCCAAGGCGCUGCUCGUGCGAUAUCCUCAUUCAUCGAUACUUCUUUAAACUGGAAUGAUAUUGCAUGGUUUCGGUCAAUUACGAAGAUGCCUAUAUUGUUGAAAGGGGUUCAAAGGGUGGAAGAUGGAAUCUUGGCAUUGAAAUAUGGUCUUGACGGUAUCGUUAUCUCUAACCAUGGCGGACGACAGUUGGAUCUGGUCAAACCCCCUAUCGAAGUCCUUGCUGAACUUCAGUCUACCUUAAGAAUGAGGAAAAUGGACAAAAAAAUGGAGGUUUUCAUAGAUGGAGGCGUAAGGAGAGGAAGUGACGUCAUUAAAGCUAUCGCUCUUGGUGCCACAGGAGUUGGAAUUGGAAGGCCAUUCUUGUACGCGAUGUCAACUUAUGGGGAUCAUGGCGUGUCCAAAGCGAUCCAAAUCCUCAAAGAUGAGAUGGUCAUGAAUAUGAGAUUACUCGGGGCGCGCUCUGUAGACGAGCUCAACGAGACGUUCAUUGAUACGUCUGCUUUGGAUAGGCCAUUUCCGGAAGACAAGCUUUUCAAUCGAAUUUAUGAACCUCUUGCCACACCUGAGUUUGUUAAGGAGUCGAAACUUUGA
Molecule: messenger RNA, 1710 nt
Organism: Candidozyma auris
Lineage: Eukaryota; Fungi; Ascomycota; Pichiomycetes; Serinales; Metschnikowiaceae
Gene: CYB2
Product: Cyb2p
Exons: 1
Coding region: 1-1710 (569 amino acids)
Biological process (GO): lactate metabolic process
Molecular function (GO): L-lactate dehydrogenase (cytochrome) activity; heme binding
Source: RefSeq, a predicted model, not a curated record